UGCCUGAUAAAGUUUGUCCAAUGGAGGUGUCUGGAAGACGAAUGCGCUCUGAAUUAGAGCUAGCAUCCGACAAAGUUUGCCAUCCGUGCCAGCCAUGUCAAUUUUCAGGAAAACCGACGGUUUCGAAGGGUUUUUGCAAAGAAUGCGAGGAAUUUAUAUGUGGACAAUGUAUUAAGUACCACCAAAGUCUGAAAGCGACAAGAGGUCAUACUAUUUUGACAGCAGAGAAAGAUUUUAUACUUCUAGGACAAGCCCAAAGCAAAAAUUGGAGCGUAAAGUGUGAAGAACAUGAAGAAGAGAAAGUUAAGUUUUUUUGCCCAAAUCAUUCAAGGCUUGGAUGUAACGUUUGCAUGGUUUUAGAGCAUAAAACCUGUGACGUAGCCUAUAUUCCAAACGUUGCUAAGGAUUUUCGGGCAAGCGACGCUUUCCGCAAAUUUUCAACUCAACUAUCCGAAUUCGAAACUGAUGUUGAAACACUAAGGCACACAGUGAACAAGAAUGAGAAGAACGUAGAAGCUUUCGCUUUGAAGGAAAUAGAAAAUCUGAAAAGGUUCCGAGAUGAGAUCAAUGCUAUUCUUGAUGAAAAGGAAAUUACUUUGCUAGAUAGGAUAAACAAUUUUAAAAGGAAGGAUGAGCACACGUUGGAACAUUCAAACCAAUGUUUACAAACGAUUCGGUCAGAUUAUGAAACACUGCAGAAGAUGUUUCAUGACGAGCCAAAGGAUGACAUCAAGUUGUUUGUAUCUUGCCAUCUAGUACAGCAAAAACUCGAGAUGCUGCAAAAUCAACUGCAAAACAUUUUCUUAGAGAGCAAAGAGAUUCAGGAAUAUCAAUUCAAUAAAGAUGAAGAUUUGUUAACUUUAUUAAAGUCACCGACUGCAUAUGGAACAGUAGCGUUAAAGACGGAGGGUAUUGAUCGAGAGUGGCAGGAACAUUUGCUGAACAAUAUAAAGCAAGGACUUGAUUCUGUCUUAUUGCUCGAAGAAAAGGCAAAAAUAAAGCAUGGUGCUACUUGUGACGGAUGCAAUAUGCGAAUUGUCGGACUACGUUACAACUGUAUAACUUGCCCGGAUUAUGAUUUGUGUCAGGCGUGCUUUGACAAAGCAGUACAUAUUGGACAUGAUAUGAAGCAAAUUUCCUACCAAAGCCAUGGUAUUGGACGUAGCCUUACCGGCAACUUUGUGCAUCGAGGGCUUCAUUGUGAUGGUUGCAACGCAACACCAAUUAUUGGAACUCGUUACAAAUGCAUGUCGUGUUACGAUUACGAUUUGUGUGACGGUUGCAUGAGUAAACGAGUUCACCCUAACCACAGCUUCAAAAGGAUCACAGGAUUCGAAAAACUGACUACGCUACAACAAUCAGAGUUUAUGGGACUGGGUAUUUCCCAUUCGGCUUCAACACUUAGGGGGAAUAUGGGAAGAAGACCCAGACAGAAAAGAGGUGGAAGACCAGGGUUUUUCUACUGAAGUUGUCAAAAAGAUCAUGUAGGAUCUAAACUAUUUGCAAGCCACAUAAUUGUGUCGGGUCAAUAUAAAAUGAAUCUGCUUCCAUCAAUUGAAUCCUUACUGUAUUUUUUGUUAUCCUCCAUACUGCAAAACAUCAACGAACCUAAAUUACUUCAAACAUGUAUUAUGAUUGUUUUGAAAUGUUUUGCCUGUUUGUUUGUUUUGAUCAUUUUGUUCAAUUUCAAAAUUUCUUUAGUUGCGUUUAAUUGACACAAACUGUGUUUAAAUCAUUGAAAUAAGUUUUCUAAAGAAGACAAUUGUAUUUGCUAAAUUGUACCGUAUUUGUGAAAUGUGAAACUGAAAGUUGUUACAUUAUAAUGUUCUUAGUCAUUUAUUGGGAUGCCUAACGAAUGAUUACCAGCAAAGUUAGUUGCUUAAUUACACUUUAUAACUAGUAUAAUCAGGUGUGUGUGUGUGGGGGGGGGUCAAUUCAGCACGCAUAAUGCGAAACAAUAAGUAUAAUGCCUAAUGAUCAAGAAUGAUUCAUUAAGAUGGCCACGUCUAAAAUUUGCUCUGGACUCGCAUAGUUUUAUGGAUUUUCGCAAUUAUUCUGUUAAAAAAGGUGAACUAUUUUGGGAAUAUGUGUUUGUGGGAGCUGUGUUUAGUGAGCUAUGGGAAAAUCUGGCAGGAAUAAAGUGUCUAAACGUAAAAAGGGUAGCAGUACGGAUGAAUAGUUUUUAACCCCGAGUAAAGUGUUCAAAAUCGGAAGCCCGGUAGAUAAUAAAGAGGGUCAAAUCUCAGUAAGUGAAAUUUUGAAUCAAACAAACACUGUACUUUUUGAUGAGUCUGCUGUAUUUAACGAAAGCAAUUGUGAAAGUUCAAGCGCUUCAGAUAAAAUCAUUAAUAGCCCAAUUGCUACGAUGGCCAGUAACGCGCCUUCGGUUAUUUCUAAACAUUUUUAAACGUGUUGGAGAAGUUUCAAGGUCAAAUUAACCAAAUCAACGUAGAAGCCAGACUAGAAACACUAAAUACUAUGGAGAAAAAGGCUGACGAUUUUGUUAGAGAUUUGAAGAAGCUAUAGACCUUGGUGCAUGAUUCAAAUACACGUUUGAUGAGAAAAUCAAUACCAUUGAUGAAAAGGUUGAGCAUCUGGACUUCCGGCAAUCGAAAAUACAGUCAAAUGUAGAAGCUUUAGAAAAACAAAAUUUAAGGAUGAAAAACGAGAUAGUUUAUAUGAAAUCGCAAAGCAUGAGAAACAAUUUGAUCUUGGGUGGAAUUGAAGAGGGUCCGGAGGAGAAACAAGCUGAUAUAGGUUCGUGAAUUCCUAAACUUUAAACUAAAUCUGGCACAGGAACUGGUUACUGCAAUGAAGAUUGAACGUGCUCAUCGUAUCGGUGCUCAUAACCAGAAUGGGGGUAAUCCACGUCCUCGCAACAUUGUGUACAAAUUCACCGAAUUCAAGGAUCGCGAAACGGCCCGAAAGCAAUGUCGCCAGCUGAAAGGCACAACUUUCUUCUUAAGUGAGCAGUUCCCUGCUGAAAUCAUGGAAGCACGACGAAGGCUUUUACCUAAACUAAAGGCGGCCAAGCAAGCUGGAAAACGGACCUGGCUAGUGUAUGAUACGCUAUACGUUAAUGGGAGUCCGGUAACAUCUGACUAGGAUACAUCGGAGAAUGAACUAAAAAUACUUGUCUGGAAUUGUAAUGGUCUAAAGGAAAAUAAACUGUCUGACGAAGAUUUUCUUAAGAUAUUUACAAAACAUAAUGUUGUAAUUUUAUCUGAAUCAUGGACUAAUUCUGGCUCUAGUUUAAAGGUUGAAGAGUUUAAGUGCUAUAAUGUUUUUAGAAAAUAUAAACAUAAAAAGGAAAAAAAAAACAUAGUGGCGGCAUAGUUAUUUAUG
Messenger RNA from Mya arenaria, 3345 nucleotides. Its product is annotated as E3 ubiquitin-protein ligase TRIM71-like. Bases 21 to 1466 code for a protein of 481 amino acids. Gene Ontology annotation, biological process: mitophagy; aggrephagy; endosome organization. Gene Ontology annotation, molecular function: zinc ion binding; K63-linked polyubiquitin modification-dependent protein binding; protein kinase C binding. The transcript has 5 exons. NCBI's taxonomy places the organism in Eukaryota, Metazoa, Mollusca, Bivalvia, Myida, Myidae. Gene Ontology annotation, cellular component: aggresome; amphisome. The record is from RefSeq and is a predicted model, not a curated record.